AUGAAAGCACAAAUUGAAUAUGCAUCUGAUAUUCAUCAAAUAGCUAUAAUAUCUCAUCAAUCAAUAUGUGUACGAGAUUUACAAAUGAAACUUUAUGAAUUAUUUUUUGUUCCACCAAAUGGACAACGUCUUGUUUAUAAAGGAAUAGAUUUACAUUGUUAUCCAAAUGCAACAUUAGAGAGUUUAUCAUUUAAAAAUAAUGGUCUUAUUCGAUUUGUUGGUGCUCGUUUUCAAGAAUAUCGAUAA
Rotaria sp. Silwood1 is the source of this 246-nucleotide messenger RNA. The record is from the annotation of a GenBank genome assembly. Lineage: Eukaryota; Metazoa; Rotifera; Eurotatoria; Philodinida; Philodinidae.